CAGCGAGUGAGGGGUGGAGCUGGCGUCCCGUGGGAUAACUGGUCUUCGAGCAAUCCGAGUGAGGGGCGGAGACAGAGGAUCCGGGGAGAGAAAAAGUCCUCCAACAAAACGAGUGUGAGGGGCGGAACUGGAGGACCGAAUGGGAGAGAUUGGGUCCUCCAACAAUCCGAGUUAUGGAGAUUCUAAUUUGCGGGACGGCAAUGACGAGCGGUUAGAGGAGCACCGGCUGUCUUUGGGGCUUUCAAAGGUUCGUGUGUUCGUGAUAGUUUACCUUCCGCUGGCUGAGAAGCAACGAGUUCGAGUCCCACCUGUUCUAGUCUUAACUUGUUGAUUCAAAUGACCUGUCUUCUCUGUUUGGUUGUGGAGACCCUCUGAGAGUUGUCUGGAAUAAUACGCUCUGCAUUGAGUCCCAGGAGGAGGGAGAGGACGUGGGCCAGGGAUUUACAGAGAGGGAUUCCGGAUGUUGUCAGACAGUGAUCUGCUUUCAGGAAUGGCAAGUGCACCUGGAAUUGUCUGUUCCGAAUUUCUUUCCUGUGCUUAUUCAGGACUUUGAUCUCCUUUUCCAGGGGUUUUGAAGGACUGGACAGCUAAUUCGAAUCAUACAUCUCACCAUGGUUCAGCAGUCACUGGAUUGAGACUUCCAUAUUACCAUUCUUUGAAUGUCUGCAUCUGAUCUGACAGUGAAAAAUGUUUCAGACAUCUCUGUGACUGGACGUGUUCUCAUGAACUGACUGAAAAGAGCUGUAACCAGUUACACAGCCGGAGAAAACACUGCAACAUUGACACUGGGGAGAAACUGUAUUCUGUGUGCGCGCGCAUAUUUGGACGAGUGUUCUACUGAUUAUCCACCAUGGAGAGAGACAAAGAUGUCCAUGCCGCGGAGAAACCCUGGAAAUGUGGGGACUGUGGGAAGGGAUUCAAUUUCCCCUGCAUGCUAGAAAUUCAUCGGCGUAGUCACACUGGAGAAAAACCCUGGAAAUGUGUGGACUGUGGGAAGGGAUUCAAUUACCAAUUCCUACUGGAAGCCCAUCGGCGCAGUCACACUGGGGAGAGGCCCUUUACCUGCUCUAAAUGUGAGAAAGGAUUCACUGAUUCACCCCAGCUGCUGACUCACCAGCGAGUUCACACUGAAGAGAGGCCAUUCAGCUGUUCUUACUGCGGAAAGAGGUUCAGGCAUUCACGCACCCUCACUGACCACCAGCGAGGUCACACUGGGGAACUACCAUUCAGCUGCACUUACUGUGGAAAGGGAUUCAGGCAUUUACGUGCCCUCACUGGACACCAACGAGUUCACACUGGAGAUAGGCCAUUUAUUUGCUCUGUGUGUGGGAAGGGGUUCACUCAGUUAUCACACCUGCUGACACACCAGCGGGUUCACACUGAGGAGAGACCGUUUCGAUGCACUCACUGUGGAAAGGGAUUCAGGCACUCAGGCACCCUCAAAGGACAUCAGCGUGUUCAUACCGGUGAGAGACCAUUUAUCUGCACUGUUUGUGGGAAGGGAUUUGCUCAUUCUUCAGGCCUGCGGAGACAUCAGCGUGUUCACACUGGAGAGAGACCAUUCCUCUGCUCUGUGUGUGGAGGGAGAUUCACUGAUUCAUCCACCCUGGUGAAACACCGACGAAUUCAUGCUGGGAGAGACCAUUCACCUGCAUCCUGUGUGGAAGGUGAUCCAUUGCUUCAUCCGUCUCCUGAUACACCACCGAAUUCUCACUAAGGAAAGACCAUUCCACUGCACUCACAGGCAGAAGGGGUCAGGCAUGCAUCCAUGUUCAUCGUACACCUCCAAGUUUACACUGGAGAGAGGCCAUCCACUUGCUCAGUUGGGAAAGGAUUCACUAGUUCAUUCCAACUGCUGAGAUGUUAGCAGUUCACGAGUGACUGCAAGGAUAUGUUUCUGUUACUAACUCACUUAGUUAAACACAUUAUGAUGUAGGGUGUGCUACUUAUGUUAAUAUAAUUGUUCUAGGGUUUGGAUUUUGAACUAGUGGCAUGUGGGGGUCUGUGUGAAGCCAGGACUUCUAAACCAGAAUGUGAGGUGGGGGUGGUGGGGAAGUUCCUGGAGUGAUAAUGGGAGUUUAGUUUGCUUUGUGAGAGGUUUACAGAGCAGCAUUUGAAAGGCAUUAGUUUCCCUUUAUUUUAGGAGAACCAUGAAUUGAUUUUUCUUUUGCUUAUUUGCAUAUGGUUUCAAUUCACAGAAGACCUGGUUGAAGUUAGAUGUAAGACCAGUUUCUCCUGGAGAAAGGAGUUAGUUCAGAACAGGUAGAAAAUAGAUUAUCUCAAUGUAUUGGUUUUAAUCUGAAAGUUUCAGACCAGAAGUGUUUGGUUAGACUCCUGAAGGAGUAUUUGAAGCUCAGUUAUGUGAAUAAUCAAGAAAAAGGCCAUCAAACUCUCAAGAGCAGGAAUUAAAAGAAACAGUUAAGUUCAACAUAUAAUGGGAUAGAGAAGGGAGCUCUCUUGUAUCUGUGUACUGUAAAAUGAUGGUGUAGGAAAGAUGGAAUAUUAUUCUACUGUGUUUUGAAAUCAUUCAAAUUGUGUUAUAUGUAACUAGCUUGGUUUAUUCUAUUGAAUUUCCAUUUCUUUUGCAUAUUAAACUUCAGUUUUAAAU
Molecule: messenger RNA, 2608 nt
Organism: Rhincodon typus (whale shark)
Lineage: Eukaryota; Metazoa; Chordata; Chondrichthyes; Orectolobiformes; Rhincodontidae
Product: oocyte zinc finger protein XlCOF19-like
Exons: 1
Coding region: 851-1717 (288 amino acids)
Source: RefSeq, a predicted model, not a curated record